This is a messenger RNA of Carcharodon carcharias (great white shark), 5919 nucleotides long. RefSeq names its product sortilin-like. The record is from RefSeq and is a predicted model, not a curated record. The transcript has 21 exons. Gene Ontology annotation, cellular component: membrane; Golgi apparatus. The coding region runs from base 80 to 2542 and encodes 820 amino acids. Gene Ontology annotation, molecular function: protein binding. Gene Ontology annotation, biological process: vesicle organization; endocytosis; Golgi to endosome transport. Lineage: Eukaryota; Metazoa; Chordata; Chondrichthyes; Lamniformes; Lamnidae.
UUGUUGAGUUUUUUUUUUUCUUCCUCUUCUUCCCUUUCUCACUCGGUACUUUUUUUGUUUCUUUCUCUCAGAAGAAGGAAUGGCUACGAAGCUCAUCGGUUUCCUCCUCAUCGCCCUGUUGGGCUGCCCGGGGUCCUGCGACCACAAGAGGGAUUUCCCCGAGUUACCAGCCCACCGGGCAGAGGUCUUCCAGCAGCUGGCAUCCUUCAGGGGCGCAUCCAGGGUCAAGAGAGAUGCCCCCCAUAGUCGCAGUGCCCAGCAGGAAGACUGGUCAUCCUCCUGUGCCAGCGGCGAUCCCGACCAGGCCAAAUUAGACAAAAACACCCACAAGUACACAUUUGAGGAUGAUGAUGGUUCUACUGUAACAUUGGCUUGGGUUGGAGAUGGAACUGGGAUUAUUCUUGCUUUGACUACUUUCAACUUGCCACUUCUUUGGCUGUUUUUUGGUGGAACUUCACGACUGUACAGAAGUGAGGAUUACGGGAAAACAUUUGUUGACAUCUCAAGCAUUCUCAGCAACUAUUAUAUACGGAAGGAAUUUGGAAUUAACGUAGGACCAGAGCAUUCCAAGAAGGUAAUUCUGACUGCUGAUGAGUCAAGACACAUCGGACAUAGUGGAAAACAAAGUGGUGUAAUAAUUCGAUCGAGUGAUUCUGGUGAAACAUUUCAUUCUAUCCGUCUACCCUUCCAUCCUGGCCAGCCGAUGCUCUAUCAUUCUACCAAUUCAGAUUACCUGCUGGCCUACAGUGCUGACCAUGUCCUGUGGCUUUCUCAGAACUUUGGUACAACGUGGGUAACGAUCCAUCAAUUUGUGUAUACAUACACCUGGGGACCUGGAAACACUAUUUUCUUCUCAACUCACCCCAAUGGCAUUUAUGAUAAAGAUGCAAGAGGGGUACUGGAGCUAAAGAGGACAAUGGAUUUUGGAAAAACGUUUACAACACUUCUCACCAAGAUACACUCGUUUGGUUUUGCUGGUCGUUUCCUCUUUGCCUCUGUUAUCAGUAACCAGACGCUGCCCAGAUCGGUUUAUGUAUCUACUGAUCAGGGUGAUUCUUGGAAUAAAGCUCAGCUGCCUCCUGUCAGUCAUGAACAGUUUUACUCAAUACUUUCAGCAGACAGUGAAAUGAUUUUCAUACAUGUGGAUGAACCUGGCAAUAAUGGGUUUGGGACAGUUUACACUUCUGAUGAUCGUGGAAUUCUAUUCUCCAAGUCCCUGGAACGUCAUUUGUUCUCUGACACGAGCGGAACAACUGAUUUCACAAACGUGACAUCGCUGCGUGGAGUCUACCUCACAAAUGUGCUUGAUAAAGAUAACAAUAUUCGAUCAGUGAUUACAUUUGACAGUGGAGGAGAGUGGAAACCUUUGAAGAAGCCAGAAAAUAGUCACUGCGUUGCAACAGCCAAGAAUUCAGAGAUGUGUAAUCUUCACAUUCAUGCUGCAUACAGCAUCUCCCAGACCCUGGAUGUCCCUUUGCCCCCACUCAGUGCACCAAAUGCAGUUGGGUUGAUCUUAGCCCAUGGUAGUGUAGGAGAUGCCAUUUCUACCAUGAUCCCAGAUGUUUAUGUAUCUGAUGACGGAGGGUAUUCAUGGUCAAAAGCGUUGACUGGCCCACACUAUUAUGCCAUUCUUGACUCAGGAGGCUUAAUUGUGGCAGUGGAAUCCAAUCCCGACAAGGCCAUACAGAAUAUAAAGUACUCAACUGAUGAAGGGCAAUGCUGGAAAAGUUAUAACUUCACAAAUGAGACAUUUAUAUUUGUGGGGCUUGUGUCAGAACCAGGAACCAAGUCAAUGAAUAUCAGUCUCUGGGGUUACAGCCACGAAAGCAUUUAUUUAACAACUUGGCUGUCAAUAACUAUCGAUUUUGAGGAGCUCCUAACAAGAGACUGCCAAGAAAAGGAUUAUGUCAGGUGGUUAGCUCAUUCCACAGAGGCUGCUGAGAAAACUAACGGCUGCAUCUUGGGAUAUAAAGAAACAUUUCAGCGACUCGCAAAGGCCUCUGUUUGCAGAAAUGGAAGGGACUAUGUUGUUAGCAAAGACCAAAGUUUAUGCUCAUGCACUAUGGGUGAUUAUAUGUGUGAUUUUGGAUACUACCGUGUAGAAGAUAGUGAUAAAUGUGUGGAGCAGCCUGACUUGGCGGAUCGUGUACUGGAAUUCUGCUUACAAGGAAAAGAAGAGCUGCUGAAAACACAAGGGUAUCGAAAAGUCCCUGGUGAUAAAUGUGAAGGUGGUUUCAUGCCCAAUCGAUCAGAACAGAUGACAAACGUGAAAUGUGAACAAGUAUUGUCGCUGAAAGAUCCUUUAUCCAAGAUUACUAUCGGCAUCAUAGUUAUAAGUGUAUUGGCAGUAUCAGUGCUGAUGAUGACAGGCAUUAUCCUUAUUUUCAAGAAAUAUGUGUGUGGAGGAAGGGCCUUGGUCUAUCGUUAUUCAGUUCUGCAAACCAAUACCGAUGAAGCCUGCGGUGCUGAUAACCAGGAUAGCAGCAGAUCAAACACUGAAAGAGUUUACCAUGAUGAUUCUGAUGUUGAUCUUCUUGAGUAAGCCUGUACUUGGCCUGGAUAAUAUGAAAAUUAUCAUUUGCCAACUUAAAUCUGCAAAAUGGACUUUGACUCAUCAAGUGAUAAAAUGUGCAAAAUGUUGCCUGCUGCCCUUGGCAGUGCCUCCUUCCUGCUAGACAGUUUCCUUUGCCAUCCAUUGCUGUUUGCAAAUUUAAAGCAAGUUUUUUUUGUGCCUCUGCUAAUAAAAAAUGGUGAAAGUAUAAUUCCUUUCAUUGUGUGGCUAUGUUCACAAAAGCAACGUGUGUGGAAUCUUAUUUACAGGAUAAACUCUAUGUGGCUUCUUGCCACUUAUAGCCAGUGCAGGUAGCAAAACAGUCCUGCCUGACCAAAUCAUUGGAUGGGGCAGGAGGAAACCCACAGGCAGCUGCAGCAACAAUUUCUCCAAUGUCUGCAGAGUGACUCCUCACUAAACCUACCCUAAUAUGUGGCUCUUAAGUUCACUGAUUAUUUCAACUGGCGGGGGGGGGGGUAUUGUGACUGGCCAGAAACAAUAAGAGGGGAAUGGGGUUAAAUGUUUAUCUUCACUGCCUGGGUUAAUUUUCUCAAGCGGAGCUAAUCUGAUUAACAUCCCAUCUGAGCAGGUGAAAGGCUCCAUUCCAUCAGAUUACUGCCCAGUCCGUGGAGAUGGAGAUGGACCCCAUUAGCCUUCACCUUGUGAUGCAAGAGGCUCCCCUGGUGAUGCAUUUACCUUUAUAAAACCAAGGAAAAGUUGCACUCUCAUUAACUGCUUUUCAGGGAGCAAUUUUAACUGUAAGACCAUAAGACAUAGGAGCAGAAAUUAGGCCAUUCGGCCCAUCUAGUCUGCUCCGCCAUUCAGUCAUGGCUGAUAAGUUUCUCAAUCCCAUUCUCCCGCCUUCUCCACAUAACCUUUGAUCCCCUUACCAAUUUCAGCAUAAGGGCUGCAAUAUUCGUGGAAAUUGCCCCAGUCUUCUGUUGUAAUCUUGGCAUGAAAUCAGUAGAGGCCUCUCCCAAUCCCAAGAGAAAUGGUGUAAGUGGCCAGUUUCUCUAAUUCUUCCACUGGUGUCCCACUGAAAUCAGAGCAGCAGAUGCAGAGAUUCAGGGCAGUAAUUUUGUCUUAAAUAAAAAUUGUUGUUUGUUUUAUUGUGAGGCAGAGUAAUGGUUGCUUGUUUGUUCCUUGUCUAUGAUUGUUUUAUUUAACGCUGUGCUGCAUCUGGAGUAGAAAUUCUUCUUCUUUGUCACCCAGAGCAAGUGAUAGUGCAUCAGUCGCCCAUUAUACACCCCACCCAGUUUUCACUUCCACUGGAUCUGCUAUUGGCCAUUACCAACUGAUUUCCAUUCCAUUACCACCCAAGAGGAAUUUCUACUCUUAGUGUGUCUUGGAGUUCUAACACACACUGAUUGAAUAUAUUUUAUUGAAAUAGAUUAUUUAGGUUGCAUACAAAUGCUUUGAUCAGGUUUCCAGAUAGAUAAAACAGCUUUGUAAUCAUCCUUCCUCAGAACCUCCAGAUCUGAUUGACCAGCAGGAGAAUUCCUCUGUACAAAAUACAUUUGAAAAUAUUAAGACCUUAGGUUUCUUACCCCGAGGGUUUCUAAACUCAUCUUUGCUACACCUGUUUCCCCUCUUCUAUUAUACCUAUCUCCUCAUCCAUAAAUUGUACUUGAAAACUUUAACACCCUUUUAAAAUUAACUAACAACUCUGCACGAAGUAAUUACUUAACUUCUGAGCUGGAAUCUUGUAAAUAGCUUAUGACGGUGGAAUGUUAACUUCUCUGAUUAGAUUACUCGGCCAAAGUUCCCUUCAUCACCAUUUCUCAUGAGUCAUCCCCAUUAAAUAUUUUUCACAUUUUUUAGUUUUGAUAAGGAUUCAAUUGCCAAGCUGAAGUAUAAUAAAGCACCUUGACUGACAUCUUAUAUAAUUUUAUGGAAAGCGCCAACUCUACUUGUAAAUGUAUACUGAAACAGUGGCCUAUGUAAAGCUAUGCACACUAAUGGCUGCAGACCUUUCAGACAGGUGAGGCCUAACCAAGCCAGCUCAUUCCCAUGACAACAGACUCCUCACACAUCCAACAAUACCUGAAGCUAGGACACAGGCCAGUCAUCUCCUUGCUAUUUUUGCAUUGUUUUCCCAAUGAAAUGGCAAAAGAAAAACCCAAUGGAUGAUGAACUGCCUGAAUCAGAGGGUAUGUAAUUGACCAUCGAAAGGCAGAAUCGACCACCUCGCCAAGGCUGAGGGGCAGGUACAGCGUCCUAUGUUGUAAGUCUAGGCAGGGCACUUGACAAGCGACUAUAUAAGACUUUGUACUGGAAGAUGCCAAUGGAAUACAAGCAACUGAAAUUCUACAGUGGCCUGAUUCUUUGAGUGUUUCUGGGAAAAAUAACCUUGCCCUACAUCAAAUUUUGUAUUUUUAAAUUAAAGCAAAUAAUGUAAACAAAAAUGGCUGAGCUUCUGAAUCAGGCUAUCCAACCUGAGCAGCAAAAGGCAUUUCUUCACUCAGUUCAGAGCUUUCAACGUUGAAAGGAUUAAGCACCAGGGUUGCUCGAAAACCAACAGAAUCACCACUUGUUGAGCAAGUUUCUUUUAACUGGUUGAUAAAGGUUAGGGAAGUACUUUUCCAUUGAACAAACAAUAAAUAUGAAAUAGUUCAAGGCUUCACUCAAUUGUUGUGAGGACUACAGUGACAAACUUAUGCAACAAAUUUCAUAAGGUUCAUUGUAGGAAUAUGAUUUCUUGUUCUAUAAUGGAAUUUAUAGAAAUUAUUUUGUCAACAUGAUAUGUAACAGGAGAAUUAUUAUGUAAGUGUAACCUGAAUAAGAUAAUGUAAUAUUUGGAAAAAAGAAAUUGGGAAACGCAAAAAUAUUAUGUUUGAAUCCUGUUAACUGGAGCUUCUAUUGGAAAUGGUGUUCUUCCCUACCAAGAAAAGCUUCUCGAUCUUGGGGAGGACAUGUCAGAGUUCCAACUUGUGUCACAAAACACCACGACUGCGGCACUGCAAGUUGGCCAGUUCCUGCCAUUCUCCAAAUGUCAUAUUACCUGGAAAGAGAGGCAUCUGAGUGAGGCAAAUCCUUGGAGCUGAACUUGUACCAGCUUGGAGUCAGGCAAUUCACUACCUAAAGAUCUAGAUCACCUCAUCCACAUUGGUUUAAAUACAGAUUUUGAAGAGGGGGUUUUGAUGAUGAACAGUUGGCGUUUCCAGUUCUUAACUCUGUACAGUCGUGUGGAUUUUUUUCUAAUGCUGUGAACUUUUAUCAUUUCUGAAGUAAUUCAGGAUAAUUUGGAUGUGGUAUUUGUGCACAUAAAAUGGUGUUUGUUCAAACUGAAAGCUGUUUUGGCUGGUAAAUUAAGUCAAUGAAAUUAUGUUGACUUUGCAACUGCUAAAUAAAUUCUGCUUUGUUAACUA